Messenger RNA from Entrophospora candida, 699 nucleotides. The record is from the annotation of a GenBank genome assembly. Lineage: Eukaryota; Fungi; Glomeromycota; Glomeromycetes; Entrophosporales; Entrophosporaceae.
AUGGACCCACAAAACGGAAUUUCUAGGUCAGAACCUUCUGUUCUACCUACAACACAACUUCCUGAAUCAGCUGCUAGCAGCCAUGCUUACAACAGAGGCGGCAGUGGUUAUCGUCAUUCAUCUUACUCCCCACCAAGACGUAGAAGCCAAUCGCCUAGAGGAGGUGGUUAUCGUAAUGGUAAAGAUGACCGAUACAGAGAUGAUCGAUACGCUAGGGACGAUAAAUAUGAUCGUAGUUACGGUAGAAGUGGAUAUCGAGAUGAUAGAGGUUACCGUGACCAUCCAUAUCCACCUGAAAGAAGAGGCCCACCAAGAAGGAGUAAACCUAUUGAUCGUGGAUCUGAAAAAGAAAGAAGAGAUUCAACAACACUUUAUGUAGGUAAUCUACCUUAUUCUUUUCAUGAACAAGAUGUAGCUGAUAUGUUUGAACGAUAUGGUCGUCUAAGAAAAUUUGAAGAUAGAAGAGAUGCCGAAGAUGCCUUUGAUAAAUAUAAUGGUACUAAUGUUGAAGGACGUCGAUUAAAAUUAGACUGUAAGAAAGAUCAACGUCGUAAAGAUAAAUAUGGUCCCGGCGACCGUUCUUCUGAUCCAUAUGGUCGUGGCGGUGGCGGUGGUGGCUCGCCUGUUGGAAUGAGAGGAUUUAGCCCAAAUUACAGAUCUGGUGGUCGCACCCCAAGUCCCCCUUAUUCUCAUCGAUGA